This is a messenger RNA of Melanotaenia boesemani (Boeseman's rainbowfish), 2330 nucleotides long. RefSeq names its product cAMP responsive element binding protein 3-like 3a (gene creb3l3a). The transcript is spliced from 10 exons. Gene Ontology annotation, cellular component: nucleus. Lineage: Eukaryota; Metazoa; Chordata; Actinopteri; Atheriniformes; Melanotaeniidae. Gene Ontology annotation, molecular function: DNA-binding transcription factor activity, RNA polymerase II-specific; RNA polymerase II cis-regulatory region sequence-specific DNA binding. Bases 141 to 1433 code for a protein of 430 amino acids. The record is from RefSeq and is a predicted model, not a curated record. Gene Ontology annotation, biological process: regulation of transcription by RNA polymerase II.
ACUUUGGACCUGAGAAGAGGAGCUGAGAGAUACAACGAAGACUUGUUAGGGAGACACAAAGAACUACUCCACAGCAUAGAAGAUCAAAUAUUUUGGAUAGGACUCAGUUUUUCUGGGGGCUUCAACCGAGCAGGGAAACUAUGGAGCACUACCAAGAUCAGGGCUGUGAUUGCGCUGAAUUGCUUGACUGGCUCUUUGAUAAAAAUGACGGAAUUCUCCGUCACGAGCAAACAGGAAACCAUGGCAACCAUCACAUCUGGCCAUAUGUGGAGCCUAAUAUGCAGCAGACAGCUGAGCAGGCAGACGAUGACUUUCUCAAUGCCCUUCUGAGUGGAAAUGAUUCUGUGUCUGCCUCACCACUAUGGUCUCCAUCUCCUAGCGAUAGUGGAAUCAGUGAGGAUCCUCCAUCAGACCAGAUGGACAGUCCUCAGCGCUCUGAAAGCCCCCCUGGGGACACCCAGUACUUUGGUACAAGACCUCAAACCAAGGCAGCCCUGGAAGCCAAUGUUGAGCUCAAUGGCUGGGAGCUCGGCUUCCCAAUGGGCAAGACAAAGAUUACACAGUGUCCUUCAGAUGUACACAGACCAUAUCUGUCCUCUGGCUUCCCGCUGACAGUCAAAGAUCUGCUACUCUCUGGCACACCAGAGCCGCCCCCACAGCCAUCACAAAAGUCAAUUCAAGAAUUGAUUCUCAAUGAGGAUGAGAAGAAGCUUUUAGCAAAGGAGGGUGUCACGCUGCCCAGCCAGCUACCUCUUACAAAGUAUGAAGAAAGGAUCCUGAAGAAAAUACGCAGAAAGAUUCGCAACAAGCAGUCUGCCCAAGAGAGCAGGAAGAAGAAGAAGGAGUAUAUUGAUGGGCUAGAGAGCAGGAUGGCUGCUUGCAGUGUGCACAAUCAAGAGCUACAGAGAAAAGUGUCCCAGCUGGAGAAAUGCAACAUGUCACUGAUGGAGCAGCUGCGCAGGCUGCAGGCUCUUGUCAUGAAUUCAUCAAACAAGCCAGCUCAGACUGGGACAUGUGUUCUGGUGCUCUUGCUGUCCUUCUCCCUAAUCCUGUUCCCCAGUCUCAAGCCUUUCUCUGACAGUAAGGUCAGCCAAGACGACUUCAGUCCAGUCAGAAUCCAGUCACGGUCCUUGCAGAACCUUCAGGCUUCACGUGUGCUGCAUGUCACUGACUCCCCAUUUUCCACCGACGAUGAAUCCGAGCUUCUGCAGCAGCAUUUCUCCAGAGAGCAGGGAUUGGAAGAUAUUACUAUGCUGAUGGAGAAGCUAGAUGUACAACAAGAACAGUCUAGUGUGGAGUCCACACCUCUAAACAGCAGUCAGGAAGACAGUCUCAGUCAUUUCCAUGUAGACCCAAUUACCGGUCACAUAGCUGCUGUGACUUUAAUUCCCCAGCGCUCUGCCACUCUACGACCACAUGCAGAUGACAUGUAAGGGAUACAAAGAGAUUAAUCCCAUGAAUCAGUCCUACUAAUGUAGGGAGUAGGGAACUAUCAGGGAGUGUUGUUUACACAAACAGGGAAAUUAACUUUUGAUUAUUCCUGUUUUAUCUUCAAUGCAUUAGCAUUCUUUUCCACAUUUGUCAUACUGUUUUUUUUUUUUAUUGUUUGUUUUGUUUUGUUUUGUUUUGUUGGUUUUGUUUUGUUUUGUUUUGUUUUUUAGAAAAUGGCUUGUUCACCAAGAAGUGUGGAUACUUUUACUUCUGUCCUUGUUAAGAAAAUGUCAACAUUAAUUAGCAAUCUAGUGAGUUAAAACCUGGGCAAAUAGAGCUUUGAUGGUUUGUACAAUUUUUAUUCAAAUGGCUAAUUUAGAAAAAGUAGGGUUGGAUUGUUGUUUUGUUGUGUUUUUUUUUUUUUUUUAAGCAUGCCUUCUCUGUAAGAUUUGAUUACAACUGUCUAGAUUCAUUCAUGGAUGAAAUAAGGUGUCACAAGACUAUUUGUAAUACCGUGAACUGUUAUGAUGUUUCUGUUAACAAUCAAAAAGCCAGUCAAAGCACAUGGGCGACAACUCACUUGACAAUUUUGCUAAUCCUAAAACUCUGCUAGAUCAUCAGAGCCCCCGAGUGUUGUUGCUUAUAUUGUCAGCAGUAUCUCAGGAACAGUGGUGUGUCACUCUCUGAGGUCAAUUUUGAUCGAUAGCUUAUCCUUUUGGUGAUCUACAGAAGUUUUCCAGGCAAUAAUAUCCCAUCCUUGAGGUUUACAAUCCAUUCUAUAUGUUAAAUCCAUGAUGAGUGAUCCACAAUAACAUAAUUUUUUAUCAUUUUUUUGUAAUAAAAAAAGAGAUUGUUAUCACUACAAUGUUGAUAAGACAAAUUAAAUUAUGAUGAUGUCA